AUGGCAGAGUUUCCAGUGAACUUUGCUAUAGAAACCUUGGGUUCCUUGCUUGUCCAAGAAACCAAGUUGUUGAGAAGUGUAAAGAAAGAAGUUGAAAGCAUCAAAAGAGAAUUGGAGAUCAUCAAAUCUUUCCUCAGGGAUGCAGAUGCAAGGGCAGCAAUUGAAGAAGAAGGAGAAAGCAAUGGAGGUGUCGUAAGUACUUGGGUAAAACAAGUAAGGGAAGAAGCUUAUCACAUUGAAGACGUCCUCGAUGAGUACAUGUUAAAUAAGGCAAAACAUCCGCAUGAUUUCGAUAGCGAUCUGAUGCGUUUGCUUUGUAAAAUGUGUUGCUUCAUAAAUGAACUGAUACUGUCCCAUGGAAUUUCAUCAAAGAUUAAAGAUAUCAAAUCAUCACUUGCUGAUAUACAAAGAAGAGCAGAACACUAUAACUUGAGGCACAUAGAUCAAGGAGAUGUUGUACCGCAUGACUCUCGAGUUGGUUCCUUUUUCAUCCAAGGUGCUGAAGUUGUGGGAAUCGAGUCUACUAUGGACCAAUUGAUUGGUUUGUUGGUAAAUGGAACAUCUAACCGUUCAGUGGUUGCAAUUGUGGGCGAAGGAGGACUUGGCAAGACAACUCUUGCUGGAAACAUUUAUAAGAAUGAUACAGUCAAGAAGCAUUUCGAUUGCCAGGCUUGGAUCACGGUUGGGAAAGAAAGCACCAAAAUGGAUAUUCUAAGGAAAGUUGUACAAGAAUUUGAGGGUGUGACAGGGUCUAUUUAUGGAGAGAUGGAUAAAAUGGAAGAGAAUGAUUUGCUUGCCACACUUGAGAGACAAUUGAAAGACAAGUGUUACAUGGUUGUGUUUGAUGACGUGUGGAAAGCUGAUUUUUGGGGAUAUAUAGAGUAUGCUUUAACUGAGAACAACAAAAGCAGUAGAAUUAUGCUCACAACUAGAAAUAAGGGCAUUGCUGAUCUGAUUCCUUUUGUUAAUGUCUGUAGGAUACAACCCUUGCCUUCUGAUAAGGCGUUUGAACUUUUUCGUAGAAAGGCUUUUGGUCCUCAAGGGUGUUGUCCCCCCGAGUUGGAGAAACUGUCUCGUGACAUCCUUCGAAAAUGUGGAGGCUUACCACUAGCAAUUGUUGCCGUAGGUGGUCUUCUCUCAAACAAGAACAAAGCUACUUUUGAAUGGAAAAAGUUACUUGAUGACUUGGGCUCACGGUUUAGAAGUGAUUCUCAUCUAAAAGAUUGCAACAAAGUUUUAUUAGAAGGUUAUUAUGGUCUACCUCACCAUCUCAAAUCUUGUCUCUUGUAUUUUGGUUUUUUUCCAGAAAGCUACUCAAUCAAUUGUGCAAGGUUGAUUCGCUUAUGGAUUGCUGAGGGCUUUGUCCCUUAUUCCAAACGCCUCACAUCUGAACAAGUUGCUGAAGAAUUCUUGAUUGAUCUCAUUAACAGAAGCUUGGUUCAAGUGGUAGAGACGGAUUUCAUGGGAAGACCUAGAUAUUGUCGAGUCCAUGAUCUGAUGCAUGAGAUUAUCCUUAGAAAGACAGAAUAUUUGGGGUUCUCUCAUUUUGUGAACAGAGAACACCCAAAUCUCCCCAACAAAAUUCGGCGUAUUUCAAUACAAGGAAGCACUGAUAGUGUUCUUGAGAGCAUCAAGGAUUCAAAGAUACGUUCUGUUUCUCUUUUCAAUGUUGAUAGGAUGCCUAACUCUUUCAUAACUGCACUUGUGGAUUUCAAACUUAUAAAAGUACUUGAUUUUGAAGAUAGUCCUAUAGAGUAUCUUCCUGAAGGAGUGGGAAACCUCUUCCAUUUGCACUACUUAAGUGUGAAAAAUACAAAAGUAAAUGUACUUCCCAAGUCCAUUGGUAAGCUUCUUAACUUGGAGACAUUGAAUUUGAAGCAAUCUCAUGUGAGUAUGCUCCCAAUUGAAAUCAAGUAUCUGAAAAAAUUGCGCUAUCUAGCGGCAUAUAGUUUGGGCGAGCAUGGUACUUAUGGAAGAGCAGUGAAAAUACCCAGGGGAUUAGGGUCUUUAAUGGAUCUUCGAAAACUAUUUUUUGUGGAAGCUAACUCUGAAGAGCUUAGGAAGCUAACGCAUUUGAGAAAGUUAGGAGUUUGGCUGAAAAAUGGAAAUGGAAAUGAUCUUUGUGCUUGCAUUGCAAAUAUGGAAAAACUUGAAUCUCUGGUUGUACAGUCGACAAGCAGAGACGAAGUUCUUGACAUAGAAUCCAUGGUUUCUCCUCUUCAUGGUCUUCAACGCCUCUACCUAAAAGGAAAUAUGAAGAAGUUGCCAGAUUGGAUUUUUAAACUUGAAUAUCUUGUCAGAAUUGGUUUGGAUUUGUCAGGAUUAAAUGAUGAUCCCAUAAGAGUCCUUCAAGCCCUACCUAAUUUAUUAGAGCUUAGGCUACACAACACAUGCCAUGAUGAGCAAUUACAUUUCAAAGAAGGUUGGUUUCCAAAACUAAAAAUUUUGUUCCUCUUUGACUUUAAAGAAGUGGAGUUGAUCAUUAUAGAGCAAGGUGCAAUGUGUAACCUUGAAAGCUUACGUAUUGGACCAUGCCCUCGAUUGAAAGAGAUUCCAAUUGGACUUGAGCACCUACGAAACCUAAGGAUUCUUUUGUUUAUUCUUAUGUUGAAAGAAAUUUAUUAUAUGAUAAAAGAUGAGAAGUGGAAGAAAGUUACUCAACAUAUACCCGAUUUCCUUGUCACUUUCGAAAUGGAAGGAAAACUAUCUUAUCACACUAUUAAGCAUCUCUCAUCUAUCUUGCUUGUGGAUUUUGAGCAAUUGAUUGAAAAAGUGGAGCGAAGUAAUGAGUCCUCUUAUUCGUGA
Molecule: messenger RNA, 2805 nt
Organism: Pistacia vera
Lineage: Eukaryota; Viridiplantae; Streptophyta; Magnoliopsida; Sapindales; Anacardiaceae
Product: disease resistance protein RPM1-like
Exons: 1
Coding region: 1-2805 (934 amino acids)
Biological process (GO): defense response to other organism
Molecular function (GO): ADP binding
Source: RefSeq, a predicted model, not a curated record